UGUGUGCGGUGCCGCUUUUCGCUAAAUGUUUUUCCAACCUUUUUUCCAUCAGGUCCGGGGGGUUUUGAAGUGGCGUGAAAGUGGCGCUUUUCCGAAGCGGAAGCAACAGAAAAUAAGAAGAAAAUAGAAAACGGACACACUCCUCGGUUUGCCGGUUGCUGAAGUGUGUGUGUGUGUGUGAUGAUUCCGCUUGUGUGCGCGCGUUCAUCCGUGUGUUUGUGCUCAGGUGUGUUCUAACUUUGUACUUUGCAGCUCGACUAGCGCUGAAGCGCACCGCAAAAGGGUUCCGCAGAGUGCCGCGCGGAAAUUAGUGCUCUUCGGUGGAAAAGCAACAAAAAAAACAAACAACAAAACACUUAGCUCGCACGUGGCCCCGGAAGUGAACCUCGCGAACAGGAAGCGAGAUAGCUUUUCAGGUGCGCCAGCGCUAAUGCUAAUGUGUGACGCGAGCGGACACCCAGUGCUCGUGACGGUCGAGUGUGUGCUUCCAACACACCGGAGCGACCGUAGGAAGUGAACGUGGAUAAGUGAAAAGAGUGAAAGAACGCGAAAGAACCCACCCCACGCCACAGGAAAAGCGACUCUCCUUCGGGCUGCUUCUGAGGCGACGCGGAAAAAAAAAACAAACGAAAGGACGACAGGACAAUCGCGCGGGUGCGCUGGUGCAGCGAAUAUGGCCGGUUUCGUUUGGCAUCUUUUGCUGGUGUUUCUCUUCACGCGGGAAACGGCUUACGGCACUUCAUUCGGAAACAGUCUGUCCGACUCGCUGCUGGAUCCGGACUUCAUCGACAGCCCGCCGAUGGUGCAGCCAAAGUUCACGUCCCGCUCGCAGUCGGUCCGGGCCGUCAUCGGCGACACGAUUACGCUUCCCUGCGAGGUGGAAAAUCUAGGCCGAAACAUCCUGCUGUGGCGCCGAGGGAGCGCCGUCGUAACGGCGGCCACGCUGAUCAUUACGCGCGACACACGCUUCAAGCUGCUCGAGGGCUACAGCCUGCAGAUUAAGAACGUGCGCCCGCAGGACGCCGGGGAUUACAACUGCCAGAUCGGGGACCACGACAACCGGGACCUGGUGCAUACGGUCGAGAUCCUGGUGCCACCGUCCGUCCGCUCGAACCCGGAGACGGGCCACGUGACGGUGCGAAAGGGCGGCACGGCUACACUCGAGUGCAAAGCAUCCGGCAACCCGGUCCCAAGCAUCAGCUGGCAACGGAAGGACGCGCUGCACGGUACACCUCACCUAUCGGAAGGACCCACCCUAACGCUCGAGAACGUCAACCGGCAGGACAGUGGAACGUACCGGUGCUACGCGGAAAACGGCAUCCGGGAGCCGGUCUUCGUCGACAUCCAGCUGACUGUCCUGUCGCCACCGGAAAUCACGGUGGAAAAAUCGUGGGUCCACGCGGGCGAAGGAUACGAGGCCCAGCUCGUCUGCACCGUACACGGUGAUGCGAAUCCCGAGGUGAUGUGGUACCAGGACUCCUUUCUGCUGCACCCAAACGACCGACGGACGAUGGAUACACGCGGCGAAAAGCACUACCUAACUGUCCGGAACGUUCGUGCGUCCGAUUUCGGCAAUUACAGCUGCGUGGCCGAGAACUCGCUGGGACGCGCGAAAAAGUACAUCGAGGUGUCGGGACGGCCCGGACCCGCCCAGUUCCAUUCGCCGAUGUACAGCAGAUACCGGGAGAUGUACAACCUGACCUGGAGCAUUGAAUCAUUCCCGCUGAUAGAGGAAAUAAGAUUACUCUACAGAAAAUUAAUGAUGAACGAGACGUUUCAGCAUCCGGGCAGAUGGCACGACAUCAUCCUAAACCCACCGUCCACGCGUUCCGAAUCCUUCCGGCACAUCAUGACGUACACCAUCAAGGGGCUGGAACCGAGCUCGGUUUACGAGACGAUCGUGCAGGCGAAGAAUCGCUACGGCUGGAAUGAGGUCAGCGACAUCUUUCAGUUCUACACGCUCAGCACCGACAUGCCGAACGAGGACGUCGAGCAAACGCUUGGUUCGACGGCGUACGGCAACAACUACCGGGCGCACAACCGUGGCCCGAGAACUCACCACGCUCCAGCCGGUGGUAUCCUGACCGUGGUGGUUCUGCUGACCCUCGCAGGGAUCGUACAGCGACUCGCAAGAUGCCACUUCUAA
Molecule: messenger RNA, 2146 nt
Organism: Anopheles nili
Lineage: Eukaryota; Metazoa; Arthropoda; Insecta; Diptera; Culicidae
Product: protein amalgam-like
Exons: 9
Coding region: 674-2146 (490 amino acids)
Biological process (GO): synapse organization; homophilic cell-cell adhesion
Cellular component (GO): neuronal cell body; plasma membrane; axon
Molecular function (GO): protein binding; axon guidance receptor activity
Source: RefSeq, a predicted model, not a curated record